This is a messenger RNA of Hippoglossus stenolepis (Pacific halibut), 1527 nucleotides long. RefSeq lists its product as uncharacterized. Bases 369 to 965 code for a protein of 198 amino acids. The transcript has 4 exons. Lineage: Eukaryota; Metazoa; Chordata; Actinopteri; Pleuronectiformes; Pleuronectidae. The record is from RefSeq and is a predicted model, not a curated record. Gene Ontology annotation, cellular component: plasma membrane.
AGUUUCAGACAGCUCACCACAUCUCAUGCACACACACACACACACACACACACACAAACACACGCACGCUCUGUCACACUUCAAAAUUACUUGAUCACCACUCAGUUCCUGACUCGUCUUCUUGUUUGGCUGCACAAACUUUAUCUGCUGCUCUUGACUUCGGAAACCAGCGAUGGUGCGAGCGCUCUGCUAGUUUCCUGUCAUUGCAACGCAUGCAUGCAGAGAUAAAGGCGACACAGACAUUUUGUUAUAUCUCCAGAAAACAUCCUGAAUGUAAAUUUGUCAGAGUUAACGGCAAAAACCAGCCUUGAACUGGAACACCAAGCCAGUGGGAUUUUUCUACUUAACAGGGAACUUUCUAAAGAGGCAUGGCGGAUGAUUACCGACAAUCCACUGUGAAUAUCAUGAUCCUUUCUUUCUUCCUAGUAGCCCUGCUUUUAUUACUGUUCUUCUUCUACAAAAAGAUGAACCAGGAGAAUGAUGGAGAAUACACCAUCCAGCGCAUGGUGCUUAAGGAAGGAGGGAUCAGGGACCAGACGAGGGUCGCAGGAAUAGCUCUGGGGACACGUGUCAGAGCCCGACUGUGUCCUGGCAGUGAUUCAUAUGAGGAAGGGGAGGAAAUGCAGGAGGUCAGAGAUGAGGAGGGACAGGUGGAGGAGGGGGGUAGCCAGGGGAGUUACAGCGAGGGGAGCAGCCAGGAGGAGGAGGAGGAUAAUGAGGAGCAGGGAAAAGGAGAUAACACCUCACAUGAUUCCUCGAGCUCAGAGGGUUUGAAGGCAGGGGAGCAAACCAGACUGACGGAUCAGCCAGAGGCAAAUGUGGAGAUGGAGGGGAAAAGGGAGGAAGUGGCAAGUAGAGGAGAGGAAAGAGGAGGGUCUGGAUUGCUGAUCGACCUGAAGCAGUUUUCUGGAAGUGCGAUCUGGUCUGAAGAGAAGGGGAUGGAGAGGGAGGUGACUUCUCUGUGAGCUCAGAAGAAGAAGGUGCACUGACCAAAGAAAAUCAUUUACCAGCUUAAAGGAUAUUUCAGUUUGUACCCCACAAAUGAAUCAAGUUUUUUUCCAAUUACAGUUCAACUGAGUUAAUAUAGCUUAUUCAUUUUUAAUUUGAACAAACCUAAUUCAUUUGCGUGUUACCAAUUGAAGUAGCCUAUUUCUCUUUAACUGGGUAAGCAAUUUUGGAUGUAGUAGAAAUGCUGAUCCUUGUGUGGUUUUCUAGAAAUAAUGAUAAUAAAUACUGGAAUCACUCUGUAAAACAUCCACUAUGAGUAUUUUUUUAAUUACAAUAAAGCCCUGGUAUUAUUACUUCCUGCUGUAGCACAAUACAAAGCUGACUGGUGAAUGAAGCUGGUAUAAAUGCAGACGUACACUGUUUGUUUAAGAAUGUUAUGUUUUAUUAUGUCACACUGAUUCAGUUAAGAAAUCAGAUUUUCUAUUAUUUUGUCAACCAUCUAUAUGUGGUAAAUUUUGGAGUGUAACAUAUUUUCAAUUGUUUAAAAAUGUUUUUUGAGAAUAAAAACAGAAGAAUACA